AUGAGCUCACCAAUCCCCCGGGGCCUGAAGCAGGUCCUCCAGAAAUUACCCUCAGAUAUAGUCAUAUUAUCAGCGAAGCGAACCGCUGUGACUCGCGCAAAGAAAGGCGGGUUCAAAGAUGCCUAUCCCGAGGAAUUACUCGCGCAUGUUCUCAAAGCGACAUUGGCUGCGAAUCCCAACCUCGAUCCUGCGCUGGUCGACGACGUCGCUAUUGGCUCUGUCUUGCAAGAGCUCGGUGGCGCAAAGGCCGGCCGUAUGGCCCAGAUUCAUGCCGGGUUUCCUCACUCGGUCUCAUUCCACACGAUCAACAGACAGUGCUCGUCGGGUCUGGCAGCAAUCACCACAAUCGCAAACGGCAUCCGCGCCGGUGCUAUCAACGUCGGCAUUGGAGGUGGCAUGGAAUCUAUGACCCGGAAUUAUGGCUCGCGCGCAAUCCCGACUGUGCUAUGGCCCGAGUUGAAGGAGUCUCCAUCCCAGGAUUCGAGGGACUGCAUUAUGCCUAUGGGAUUAACCUCGGAGAAUGUGGCACGUCGAUAUGGCAUUUCUAGAGCUGAUCAGGAUGUCUUUGCUGCCGCUUCACACCAAAAGGCCGCUGCGGCGCAGGCCGCGGGCCUUUUUGACGACGAAAUCGUCCCCGUCACUACUAAGAUUCUUGAUGCGGAGAACCCUGAUGCGCCUCCCAAGGAGAUUACAGUCACCAAGGAUGAUGGUAUCCGGCCUACCGUCUCUGCUGAGAAAAUGGCUUCGUUAAAGCCCGCAUUCAAGGCUGAUGGCACCAGUACAGCCGGUAACAGCUCCCAAGUCAGCGACGGCGCAGCUGCUACACUACUCAUGCGUCGUUCUAUUGCUACUGAGCUGGGAUUGGCAUCCUCCAUAAUGGGCCGAUGGGUAGCUAGCAGUGUUGCCGGCGUCGCACCUGACGAGAUGGGUGUUGGGCCAGCAGUCGCGAUCCCCAAGCUUCUGUCGCAGGUUGGGCUGGAGGUUUCCGACGUUGGGAUCUGGGAACUCAACGAGGCGUUUGCGUCACAGGCGCUGUACUGUGUUCGUAAGUUGGGUAUUGAUGAAGCCAAAGUCAACCCCAAAGGUGGAGCUAUUGCUAUUGGUCAUCCGUUGGGUGCUACUGGUGCGCGACAGGUGGCGACUCUUUUGCCUGAAUUGGCGAGGACUGGACAGGAGGUUGGUGUCGUGAGCAUGUGCAUUGGUACUGGAAUGGGCAUGGCUGGAUUGAAUUACCUACAUAGCAAAAUUGAGAAACAGUGGCGCGAGCUCCUGGAUGAGGCUAGUCUCAAGGCCCCUGGAGUCUACUAUCCGGACGAUAGUGUCUGCGAGGACGGAACGAACGUUCCGCAGAAAAAGUUGAGGCAGCUGGAACAACAACCGCAAAACAACAACAAUGCGGCCACCAGUCCGGCUCUUGCAGCCAUUGGAGGCCCCCAGCCUCCGUCUCUCGAAGACAUUCACCAGACUCGUCGCCAUGCCGGGUCUGGAAGUACUCCCUUCACCGAGAAGCUUCGACGGCGAAUCUGGGGGACCGAUAACCCGCCCGGACUGGAAGAUCCGUACGGUGGUGAAGGUGUGAUUGCGAAUGCAUGGAAUAAACGCAAGGCCAAAUACGCCGGGGAAAAGGUAGAUGACGGACGCCAGACAGAAGUGAGCGAGCAAUUCGAGGAGGAAGAUGCUGCAGACGUAGAUACAUGGGCUGAAGACGACGUCCCUUCAGAACCGUUUGUGCCUGCGACAACAGCUCACAAUCUGAAGAGAAUGGGUUUUUUGGGCGAAUGGAAUGAUUUUGAGCCAACUGAGGGCGAUGAAUAUUAUCCAUUCGUAUCUCGCCGCAAAGCCACAACGGCCGCUCACUUCCACAGAGCCGCUCAGUCUGUCGCCGUAGAGUUGUGCAUCUUGCAUGAGCUCAAGAAGCCAUUGUCAUUAGCUUGCGAAGUAUCACAACACCACGAAAUCAUCUGGACGAUAAUCGAGAAUUGCCGGAUCACGAAACCCAAAAACCCCAUGUCACUCGAUACGGUUAUAAAGUACCCCAGCGUGAAGCUCAAAAAUAAACUUUUUUACGUCUUCAACCAACUUGGGGAGAACACUGAGGCCGCUGAAACAGCAGCUAAGAAUGAUGCCUCUGCAAACGAAGAGACGAAUUUGAGCGCCGAAGUGGAAGCCGCAGAAGCGUCUACUGAAGGAGAUGUUGAAGUUGAUGAAUCAGACUCGAGCGUUCAAGAUGAAGGGGUUUACUCCUUCGCAUUGAAAGCUAGCAAAGUACCUUCACAAAAGGGAUACCUCGAUUUCCCCCUCGCAAAUCCUGAUAUCAAGUUCGCUUUUAUCAAACGUUUCUCGCAAAUAACCGGCCAGUACCUUUCAGAUAGCAAUGUCAGCACCGCCCAGACCGUGCGGGAAGUGGUCGAACAUUUCGAGAAGACAGUUUGCCGACCGAAAAAGAUGUACAGAGAACUACGGAUCAUAACGAGUGGACAAUACAUUCCAAAUCUCAACGUUAUGAGCAAGCGAUACACCAAGGAGCAAGAGGAUCGUGAACUUGGCAGAGCAAAGCUUAUCGAGCAAGCUCUUCGCGAGAGGGGUCUAAUGCCAGAGAAUACGAAGCAGAAAGCGUUCAGCUUGUAG
Messenger RNA from Talaromyces atroroseus, 2628 nucleotides. RefSeq lists its product as hypothetical. Gene Ontology annotation, molecular function: acetyl-CoA C-acyltransferase activity. The coding region runs from base 1 to 2628 and encodes 875 amino acids. Gene Ontology annotation, biological process: fatty acid beta-oxidation; phenylacetate catabolic process. Gene Ontology annotation, cellular component: peroxisome; mitochondrion. The transcript has 7 exons. Lineage: Eukaryota; Fungi; Ascomycota; Eurotiomycetes; Eurotiales; Trichocomaceae. The record is from RefSeq and is a predicted model, not a curated record.